GCCUUGGCUGUGCUCUUCGCUCCAGACAUAGUGCUGCUGCUGAAAAAAAAUGCUGCUCUCUGUGCCGCCGAGGACAGGAUUCAACCCAUACAACGGCUACACUAACAGAACCAGUAAAAAGCCGACGUAUGUGUCUUCCAGCCACCAGAUGGCUCCACCCAGCCCCAACCACACCACCACCAGCAGCAGCAGUAACAGCAGCCUCAGCGCAGAGCAGCUGAGCAAAACUAACCUCUACAUCCGCGGCCUCCACCCGGGAACCACAGACCAGGACCUGGUCAAACUGUGUCAGCCGUAUGGGAAAAUUAUGUCCACUAAAGCCAUCCUGGACAAGACCACCAACAAAUGCAAAGGCUAUGGCUUUGUUGACUUUGACAGUCCGUCCGCGGCACAGAAAGCAGUGACAGCACUGAAAGCUGGUGGAGUCCAGGCUCAGAUGGCUAAGCAACAGGAGCAGGACCCCACUAACCUGUACAUCUCCAACCUGCCUGUGUCCAUGGAUGAGCAGGAGCUGGAGAAUAUACUGAAGCCCUUCAGUCAGGUUAUCUCUACACGCAUCCUCAGAGACGCCAACGGCACCAGCAGAGGAGUGGGCUUUGCCAGGAUGGAGUCAACAGAGAAAUGUGAGACUAUCAUUCAACAUUUCAAUGGCAAAUAUAUCAAGACUCCACCUGGAGUACCCGUGCCCUUGGAACCCCUGUUGUGUAAGUUUGCAGACGGAGGACAGAAGAAGAGACAGAGCCAGGGAAAGUACCUGCAGAAUGGCCGUCCCUGGACAACAGAUGGGGAAACGGGAGGAAUGACACUGACCUAUGACCCCACCACAGCCUUACAGAACGGGUUCUACUCCUCUCCCUACAGUAUGGCCCCUAACAGAAUGAUCGCUCAGACAUCCCUCGUCCCCUACAUGCACUCUCCUGUUAAUACCUACCAGAUCCACAGUCCACAGUCCUGGAUGCAUCAUCACCAGUCGUACCUCAUGCAGCCCUCAGGCCAAGUCCUGACGCCAGGCAUGGACCAUACCAUGUCCAUCCAGCCAACCCCUAUGAUGGGGCCUCUCACACAGCAGCUCAGCCACCUCUCUAUGGGCAGCAGUGGCACGUAUAUGCCUGCAAACACAUCUAUGCAAGGGACCUACAUCCCCCAGUACACCCAAGUGCCUCCGACCACUGUUUCAGUCGAGGAAAGUGCCAUCCAGCAACAGGUUUCCCUGGAGACUCCCACAGAACACACAGGUUACUCCUAUCAGCUUAGAAAGUGAAGAGGAGGGACAGGUGGGUUAUACUAGAGUCUAUUUCCUGGGCCACCUGCGGUCCCGUACAGCUCAGCGCAUAGUGACUCUGGACAGAAGCACCAGACAGUCACACUAAGGACAAAAGGAUAUUUCAAAAUCAGAGGUUAUGGUAAACUCUUGAAUACAGACGAAUGGAUACUGUGAAAACAAACAGAACAUGGGGCAUCUAUUUUGACCACAGAACAUGACUCUACAGUCGAAGAAAGAGAAACCACACACAGGAUUUUUUUUGGUGCACAUAUUAACAAAUUAUUUUCCUAAAUAUUCUGGUGAGUCAGAAUAAAAUCAGGAUCAUAAAAGUUACAACAACAUGUGUUGUCGAUUAGCUGUACUUUUUUUUGUAAAAUAUGCUGAUUUCAUUUUUCAUCUGUUAUUUGUAAGCUUUUCACCUGUAUUUUUUUGGUAUAGAUUCAAAAAGUCACCAAUCAAAGAUUUUUUUUUGUUCAUUUCACAAUGCCAUUGUUGUUUUUGUUCACUUCAGUGUUUUUACUGGUAAAUGUUUGACGAGAGAAGGCUGAACCAACUGCUUAAGUUACUUAGAUCAUGGACGGUGUCAUAUCUGGUACUAUCAACUCAGAUACCGUUUUUAGCACUUGGGUCCCUAGUUGAAAUUCUCACAAUAAUUCUCAGAAUCUAAAUAGAUAUUUAGAAAUAAAGUUUAAGACAAUCAAACAUUGAAUUGAUUAUUUCCUGAUUCUGGCCAAUUAUAAUAAAAUCAUGCAGGGAAUAAAAAAUAUAUAUGCAUGAUUAAAUUUGACAUGAAAUACAUUUAGUUGCAGGUUAUACUUGGGGAAUUUAAUCUUAUAUUUCUCCAAUGCCAACCAACAACAUAAAUAAGUCUUUACAUUUGGUUUUAGUGGGUUAAGCUGCUACCCUUUUAAACAGACCCAAAGUUGUUGUCAGGAGUUCACAUUAUUGAGUGUUGCGCUCGUAAUUUAAACAAGUCAAUUCGAGAUCCAACGCUACUUUCUCUCUGUCUGUUUAUAGAUGCCUCUGUUUUUGUUUAUUCGGUUUUGUUUUGAUUCCGAGUGACUGUUUUUUUUAUUUAAAGAAAGUUUGUGAGAUCUUUUUUAUUCGAUUUAAUACUUUUCAGAUUGAUACAUUUUAUUUUUUGGUAGUGUGCAGUGAGUGGUUACAUGUUUCUAUGGACAAGUAGAUUUGUUUUUGAAGGAUUUGUCUUUUUCUUUCGGAAUAAUGUCUGUCAUUAGUCAUUUGUGGUUUUUCUUGUUCUCAAUCUCUGUUUUAAUUUUCAAUCACAUGGAAAAUGCUCUAAAUGUUUGAGAGAUUUCAAAUCAGUCUGUCAUCAGUGUUGGCACGUUCACCGUUUUAAAGAGGUGUGCUCAACUACUCAUCACUCCAAGAUAAUUAUGGGCUCGAUUCAAUCCAAAUUGAAAUUUAAAGGCAAUGUGCCCGCAUUCACGGUAAACGCUGCAUAUGUUGGCUCAAUUGGAAAUUACCAUUAAAUGUCUAUUGCGCAAUCCGUAACAAUUUCAGCUUCGCUAACUGAAUCGAGCUCUAAGUGUAAUGCAUCUUAGAAAUGAUUUCAGAAAUGUGUCCUACGUGGUAGAGUAGUCACUAAAUCAGUGGUUAGGGAAUGCAGUGUGAAGAGUAACAAUACCUCCUACCCAACAAGAGCAAUGUAAAGUCAGCUGAGUGUUCGUGUGCAAGAUUCGGAGACGUUUUCUAAACUCUUAACUUCUAUGUUUCUCCAGGCUGCCCCGCACAGUCACAGCGGGUACUGUCUCCAGAGCUUCACUCUUCCGUCAAACGUUCACAAACCAGGUCUAAAUCCCAGGUCAAACAUCCAAUCAGACUGUUUUGUUUCUUAAAAAGGCCAGUGAUCUAUGCAAUAAAAAAAAACACACAUCCACAAUAAUGCAAUACUUACGCUAUAGAUGAAUUUCAGAUAACAAUGGGCUGUUUGUUUGUCAAUAGUGACUUUUGAAACUUAGCAUUCUGCUAUUGGUGGCUUUCAUUUGAGUUCAUCCAAAACGUUUAGUUGUAAGAUUACACGCCUCGCUGUUCAUCGAAAUGACAGUGAGAUCGCUGCAUAGAAGGGAAUUCCUGUAUAUGCUCUACAGGCUAUCUACUAACCCUAACCUUAAAUCGGUGAUAGUAUGACCAUCUGUAGAAAGAGAGUCGACAGGUGGACUAUCCAAAUAAAGUGUUACCAUGUACAGCAUGGUUCAUGAGGUUGGAGAAAAAUCUCUCAGCUAUCUUGCUAAAGGCCUCACACCAUCUCCUAAAAACGGGAUACUGACUACCUUUGUCCACCCAGAUACAAUCAUUAUUGUUGGCCAACCGAAAUAUUGGUUGUUGAUUUUUUUUGUUUGUUACCAAAGACAUCCAAUAGACAUUAAGACAUUUCUAAGUGAUCAAUGCUUGGUUUAGAAUACAUCUGUAGUUCUUUUUCCUUGAUUUGUGACUGUACAUGAAAAGGUUUGUUGACACUAGUAAUAAGCUUUAUGAAUUGUCUCAUGAAUUAAUUUGUGGUAGGAAGAAUAUUAUCAGAAAUGCCUUGUAGAUUUCAUCAAGAGAGGAUUUAAAAAGGGUGCUACACACUAAAUUGCUAUCUGGAAACAUUUAUGCAGUCUGCAAAGUGUUUGAUAAAACAGGAAUUAUUUCCUUGUAAUAUUUACACCCACGUAGAAUCAGUCUUAGGAAACCCCAAUUUAACAUUUGUUACACUCAUUUAAUUUUGAGGCCAUAAUCAUUCCAGAUUUGAGUUUAAAUCAAAAAUAUUCAGCAUUAGUUUGAGAUGUCGGAAUGCCCUUUGCCCUUGUUCAGACAAUCAUUUACAUGAAGUCCACUUGAAACAUCUUGCUGCUAAUUUAGGAUUUUAAAGGUUGCGUAGGAGUGGGCUCUACUGCUUUGUCUUUCAUUGUACAAUGCCAACUAGAGGGAGGAAAUAUUAGUUGAAGCUCCGUCCAGCAAUAAGUCACCAACGUCAUGUCAGGUUAAAAAGGAACACAUUUCAUAGUCAUUGGCUCACAGCCUUAACAUCUACUAUCCCCUGGCAUUAUCAAGUUCAUUAUAAAGCAACCAUGUACAACCUUU
This is a messenger RNA of Oncorhynchus masou masou (cherry salmon), 4351 nucleotides long. RefSeq names its product RNA-binding motif, single-stranded-interacting protein 2-like. The record is from RefSeq and is a predicted model, not a curated record. Gene Ontology annotation, molecular function: mRNA binding. Bases 50 to 1261 code for a protein of 403 amino acids. The transcript is spliced from 13 exons. NCBI's taxonomy places the organism in Eukaryota, Metazoa, Chordata, Actinopteri, Salmoniformes, Salmonidae.